AUGGACUCAGGACUCGCUGUAAAUGUCCCAGCAAUAAAUGAGGGCUCUCAAAGCGUUAAUGAGGGCUGCAAACUGCAAGAAGCUGCAUUACUAGUUACACAGCCAGGGUUUGUACCACAGAAUACCUCUACAAAAUCUUCAAGUCUUAGUCGGAAACGAAAGCAGGCCCGUUCUAUUAUCCGUGAUAAAAGGGCAUGCCUGGACAAUACACUAGUCUCUGAUGCGCAACCUCGGGAAACUACCGCAGAUUUCAUUAAAACAGUUGAUUUCUAUAUAGAAAACCUGUUAGGAGCUGGAGAUGACACAAAUUCCUGGUCUGCAGCAUUGGCAAGGGUCUCAGAAGCUAACGGUGAUGCGAUAGUACCGGUAGCUACUACCGUACUGACAUCGUCUUUGGAAUCACAGACAUCUGCGGUGGUUAAUCUGCCCUGUGUGGUUGGAGCCGGUGUUGAGGAUGAAUCUUCUGUGAUUUUUGAAACAUCUCUACCUGCAAAUCAGAAGCAUUUCAACAAUGAGUUGUUGCUGGAUUUGACCACGCAAGUGAGAAGACAGACUGAAGGCAUCGCUGCCUUAAAUUCGAGGUAUACAAAUCAAGAGGCAUUGGUGAGAGGACAGACUGAAGGCAUCGCUGCCAUAAUUUCGAGGUCUACAGAUCAAGAGGCAUUAAACAGACUUAUAUUUGGAACGCUCCAGAAGAUGGCUGAAGAACAAAACUUGGUGAACAGAAUGCUGCUUGAUCGAUUGGAGAACAUCCAGAGAAACGAAUUCGACCUACAGGGAAGUACGGUAAUUCUGCUUCAAUAA
This is a messenger RNA of Misgurnus anguillicaudatus (oriental weatherfish), 804 nucleotides long. The record is from RefSeq and is a predicted model, not a curated record. NCBI's taxonomy places the organism in Eukaryota, Metazoa, Chordata, Actinopteri, Cypriniformes, Cobitidae.